GCGGGGGGCCGCUCGUGGCGGCAGGCGCAGGCGGCCCGGGGGCGCGGCGCCGGUCGGGGCGGGGCGGCCCAGGCGCGAGCAGCGGGCCCGCAGCCGCGGAGGCGCUGCUCGGGCUGCGGCAGCGGGCGGAGAGCGCGGCGCGGGGCCAGGCCCAGUGGCCGCCGCCGCUGGCGCUGUGGCGGCAGCCCUCGCCGCCGGCAGGUGCGGCGCCCUCCGCGGGCGAGGCGCAGGAGUUGCAGAUGUUCGGCGAGUUCUUCGUGAUCUACUGGGGUAUCGUCGCCGUCGCGCUCUCGGUCUGGGUGUACCACACGUGGGCACAGAGCCGCCACGGGAGCUGCGGCUCGGACUCGGAUGAGCUGCGCUAUGCCCAUUCCACGGUGUCUUUAGCCUUCGUCGAUCAUGGGAACCGCAGAGAGCUCUCCCAGAACAUGUGGAAUUUCUUCGCCGUCGUCGCCCUGGGAAAGGCCCAGAUGCCAGGCAGGCAGCCUGUGUCCUGCCUGGCGGUGGGUAUAUGCAACUUGUUGCUGGGAGCGUUGCAGAUGUUCACUAUCUUUCUUCUUGUCCACGACAUUGACCCAAACGCCGACCCGAUCACAGACACUCCGUCGACGCCGUGGAAGCGCACGACUUGGAGCGUGAAUUGCAUGAAGUGGAUCCAGGUGGCGUUCAUGGCCGCAGCCGUGUCUUCUGAGGUAUCCCAGGCGAUGCAGUUGUUCAAGGUGGUCCUGGUUCUGGACGCCGAGUCGUUCCGGGUGCCCAAGGUCUUCCUGAUGCUCAUGGCGGCGGGGCAGUAUGUCGUGACGCUCUGGGUGCUCUUCGGCGGCGUGGCGGUGGUGCUGAGCUUCCAGGCCGUCCCCGACAUCCUGUACUCCUCCAUGGCCAUCGUCUUCGUGAACAGCAUCGACGAUCUCAUGUACCAGUUCGUGGAGUCGGUGUUCGAUAUCGAUGCGGACUUCCGGCUCCCCGAGUCCCCGGCGCUCGAUCCGAGUCACGAGUGGCUGCAGGAGUGGCUGCCAGUCAUGAGCAGGGUGGUCGCCGUGUUCCCGCUGGCAUUCGCCCUCUUCCUCAUGGGCGAGUCCUGGUACUACAACAUCAUGCCAAAUGCCUGGAUCCGCCAUGUCAUCAAGCAAUGGUGACUGGCCCCCUGGUCCCUCGCCCCCGGAUGCCCGGCACCAUCGUGUGUCGCUGGGUGGAAGACGAGGCGCUUUUUGUCUUUGAUCCUCCGCCUGCCCCUCCUGGCCCGGGCUCGAGGGCACCAUGUAACAAUAUGCGAUAGGAUGCCACGACGCGGACAACAAGAUCUGAGGGCUCUGGCCCCCCCCCCCGCGCAGGCCUCCAAGGGUUCCGCUCCCGGCGGUACCGCACGCUCGCCGCGCCUCGCCUUCUGAAUCCCGACCCCUCCGCCUCACCCUACCCCGACCCCUCUGCGUCCCACUCCCCCUUCCCGUCCUCUCCCCCUCCCGAUUCUGCCACUUCCCCUGGUCUCCUUGGAGCCCAAUCGACGUCCGAGCCCACUCGGCCGGGUGCCGGGCAGUGGUGUGAAUCUGGCGGCCCGCUCGGCAGCCGAAUGGGCUCGAGCCCAUUGGCCCGGUGAGGGGCUCGCAGGGGCUUAGAGCUGACUCGAUGCCAGACCCACUCGAUAGCCGCAUGGACUCG
Prorocentrum cordatum is the source of this 1656-nucleotide messenger RNA. NCBI's taxonomy places the organism in Eukaryota, Dinophyceae, Prorocentrales, Prorocentraceae. The record is from the annotation of a GenBank genome assembly.